Clarias gariepinus (North African catfish) is the source of this 3044-nucleotide messenger RNA. RefSeq names its product OVCA2 serine hydrolase domain containing (gene ovca2). The transcript is spliced from 2 exons. NCBI's taxonomy places the organism in Eukaryota, Metazoa, Chordata, Actinopteri, Siluriformes, Clariidae. Gene Ontology annotation, biological process: response to retinoic acid. The coding region runs from base 398 to 1072 and encodes 224 amino acids. Gene Ontology annotation, cellular component: nucleus; cytoplasm. The record is from RefSeq and is a predicted model, not a curated record.
GGUAGGCGAGGUGCUUACGUCGGACUCUGAUAGCGAAUCUCCGCUACAAAUCGGUAUUUGGAACCUGGAGCUCGAAUAUUCAACGUCGACUUCAAACCAACUUCACCGCGGUUGAAAACCGUGCACUUUUUUUUGACCAGGCAGUGUAUAUUAGUCCAAACGCAAGGCACAUUUACAAACCGCGGUCAUUUACAAGCGGAACUUCCUAUUGGCAUUGUUUCCACCCGUUCCUACUAAGCGUACUGAACGUAUAAGCGAAACUAGUUUUAGUGGGUUUCUUUAAUCAUUUGAGUUUAUAUAUCUACUGAUCUUUUUUGUCAUUCUUUUAACUUAAUAAUAUAGACUAAAAGUAAACUAAUUUUUUUGUGCCACAUUAUUUUAUUUAAAUUCAGGUAAUAUGUCUAAAGCAGAUGUUUCACUCCGUAUCCUUUGUAUACAUGGCUAUCGGCAAUGCAGUACUUCUUUCCGAGAGAAGACUGGAGCUUUGCGGAAACUUUUUAAAAAGCAAUGUGAAUUCGUUUACAUUGAUGCACCACAUAAAGUUCCCGCUAGUGACGACUCCCAGGUGCAAGAGAAUCCUGCUAGGGUAGGUGAUAAUGAGAGGGGCUGGUGGUUCUCUGAUGACCAGGCUCACAGCUUUGAUGCCAGGCAGGAGUGUGAAAUCGGCCUUGGUUUGAUGCAGAGUCUGGAGGCUGUAAGGAUAGCAGUGAAGGACCUAGGUCCCUUUGAUGGCAUCCUGGGCUUUAGUCAAGGUGCUGCCUUGGUAGCCAUGCUGUGUUCCAUGCAGGAGCAGAAACUAGACCCUACCUUUAACUUUCGUUUUGCCAUUCUGGUUGCUGGUUUUCGAAGUGCCUGUGCCCAGCAUCAGUACUUUUACAAGGGUGUAAAUAUCAUGGUACCCUCACUACAUGUGUAUGGCCAGGAUGAUAAGGUCAUUCCAGAGCAGAUGAGUCGAGACUUGGUGCCCAUUUUUUCAAGACCUCACAUCUUCACUCACCAAGGUGGACAUUUUGUUCCUGCUUCCUCUGCACACAAACACAUCUACCAGGAGUUCAUUAAGAGGUUUCAGUAAAAAAAAAAAAAAAAAAGGACUUGCAUGCAAAAAUACAGCCAACACCUUUAGGCUCAUAAUUUAAUAUGUGAAAACCAUAUACUGUAAAGUAUGUGGUCAAAAGUUUGUUUUAACAAAACCAUCACACCCAUAUAUGUUUUUUGAACAUCCAAUUCCAAUGUCUUCUUUGCUGUUAUAAUAACCUCCACUCUCAUGGAAAGGCUUUCCACUAGAUUUUGGAAUGUGGCUACUGGCACUUUUUCAUUUAGCCUUAAAGAACUUAAAAUCAUGUUUGGGGUGCAAGUGGCAUUUAAUUUUCUACCUAAGAUUUUCAGUAGGGGUGCAGACCUUGAUAAGACCAUGUUUAUGAAACAGCAAUUGUACAGCAAAUACAUCCUAUACAAUUUUGUUUUUCCAACUAUGCAGCAACAGUGUGGGGUAGGCCCACAUAUUAGAUUAAUGGUCAGGUGUCAAACGUUUGGCUAUGUAUUUUAUAGAUCAUAUAUUUUACAAAUUAUGCAUGUUCUUCUAAAUUUACAACUCUGUUUAAAAUGUAACAGAUCUCUAGUCAUCUGAGAUAUACAGCACUUCUCAGAAAACGUUAAAUAAAAUGGCAUUUAAAAUUUUCACUUGUGUUCAGUAAUCUGUCUGGGCAAUUUAUAUGGCACACUUUUUAGUAAUAAUGAGAAUCUUUGUUUUUCUAAAUACUGUAAUUAUAAAAAAUUAUAAAUCUGUUAUUGUCUAUGCUUAAAAUGUUUAUUAUUCUUACUGGCUCUCAUUAGUCUGCAAUUAGUUGAUAAUUCAGUUGCUUUCCAUUUGUUGCCUUUUCAUUUAAAUAAGCAAAUGCUUAUUGUAAUGACUAGAUUAUUACUGCUGUGAUUGUUUUAUAGCUGGCAACAAUUCUUUUUAGUGUAACAAAUGCAGUAAGUGGCUUCUCACUUCUUACACAAUGAUGGCAGAAGAUGUAUGCCAUCAUUGUGGAAUGGAUGUUACUCUGUUUUAGAUCAACUUCAAAAAUGGGCCUAAAUCGAGCUGAAAUUACUGUAAUUGGGUUAAGAGCUAUCCACCACAUUAUUAACCUGAAAGGAUAGUUUGGAACUUUGUGGCAGAAAUGUGGGUAAAAAACAAUCAUAAAUCGAUAGAUGGAUGGAUGGAUGGAUGGAUGGAUGGACACUCACUCACUCUCAUGCUCACUCACUCACUCUAUUGUUCUUUAAGAAAAUUUCAGAUAUCCAGCAGCAAUAGAGACAAUAACACAAAGAGAGGUUGUACAAUGUACACUGCAUAUCUUACAUAUAGUAAAAAAAAAAAAAAACAAUAAGUGAAAUUAGGUUAAUUGCAGUGCAGCCAUUCAUAUGAAAUUUUAUAUGUGACAAAGUGACAGUGUAAAUAGUCCUAAUUGUUCAAAUACCAAAGGAUUCUGCAAAGAGAAACAAGAUAUGCAAGAUAUGCAAUAGUGCAAGUAACUGAGAAGAUCCCGAGUUAUGCGUGUAACACCGUGAUGUAUAUAGCAGAUGAGCCUCAGCCUAGAUCUCCCAGUCCAUAUUACCAUGUUCCUGUAGAGAGGUGUUGAAGAGCUGAAUGGCUCUGGGGACAAAAUGACUGAAUCAGUUGAGCAGCUUUCACUGAACACUCUCCUCAAUUUGCAGAAAAAUAUGUGCAGUGGGUGGUCUGGGUUGGCUAUGAAGGACAGCAUUUUGUUUAGUGUUCUUCUCUCCACCAAUCCAAACCACUGACUUUCCAGAACUUUCCUAAGCUUACCUUUCCAAGGUAUCUGUGUGACCUAACCCUCCUAACAUCCACUCCCUUGAUGGAGACGGGUAACGGGGAGGACCCAGACCGACAAAAGUCAAUAACCAUCUCCUUGGUUUUUGUAAUAUUCAGUUGUAGCUGGUUUAGAUUACACUAUGCCACAAAGUCCUCUGACCAGGCUUCUGCACUUGCCCUCCUCUCCAUCCCUAAUACACCCCACAUUAUGAGUGUCAUCUGAGAA